This is a messenger RNA of Suillus clintonianus, 558 nucleotides long. RefSeq lists its product as uncharacterized. The coding region runs from base 1 to 558 and encodes 185 amino acids. The transcript is spliced from 4 exons. The record is from RefSeq and is a predicted model, not a curated record. NCBI's taxonomy places the organism in Eukaryota, Fungi, Basidiomycota, Agaricomycetes, Boletales, Suillaceae.
AUGUCGACCGCAACAAUCAGCGUGCUUGGUAGUGUCGGCCUCAUUGAGAUCAGUGGUGAUGUCUCUUCAUGGGACAUUCAUUGCUUUGAUCUAGAAAUACCCACUCACCUCGAAAGGAUCAUUUUUCGUAUCAAGGACUCGGCCAUUACGAAACCGCUACCAAACCUCCUGGAUACCAUCAAGAGUCAAUGGAAUCAAUCCGCUGGUGACAAGAUCAAGAACGAAGAUAACAAAGCCGAGGCACUCAUGUCUGUGAGCGCAACGGGAGACGAUACAAAGACAGAGGCAGAUGAGCAAACGGGGAUCAAAGUAGAGGUAGUGGAAAGCAACGAGCCUACUUCCACGUAUUCUCCAGUUUACCCGUGUCAUCUCCUUACUAGGCUUCACGGAAAUCCCAACCCGGACCCGCUCGACCCGUUCAGGCCAUGGCACUAUUCUGUUCGACCUUUUUAUCACUCAGAGGUAGCGGCGGAGGCGGCUAAAAAAAGGGCCCUCUAUCAACGGAUCCACUACGAAAUGUACGACAAACUUCAAACUUUUUCUAGGUCACUGUUGUGA